AUGUCAGAUUAUGACGAUGUUUUAUGUAGUUCUCUGAAAUUGAAAUCUGGCCAAGGAAUAAAAAAAAAAAAGAAAAAGCAUGCUAAAAAAUUAGCACCAAACGACCUUGAAGUGGUGACUGUCAAUACCACUGAAAUUAAUCCAAACGACGAAACUGUCAAAGAAUUGAAUAAUAAUAAUUCAAAGCCUACAUAUAAAAAUCUAACUAAAUCACAGAUAGAAUGGGAGAAACGUCGAGAUAAACGUAUAUUUGAAUCUGUACUAUCAAAGGCAGAUAAAUCUCAUAAACAAAGAAUAAUUGAAUUUAACAAUUAUCUGAGUACUCUUACUGAACACUUCGAUAUUCAGAAAGUUUCUUGGACAAAAUAG
Molecule: messenger RNA, 369 nt
Organism: Schistosoma turkestanicum
Lineage: Eukaryota; Metazoa; Platyhelminthes; Trematoda; Strigeidida; Schistosomatidae
Source: the annotation of a GenBank genome assembly